AUGCUUUCCCUCAACUUGCUUGCCGUCGCCCUCGUCGGCGCUGCGUCGUCUGUCCUCGCGACCCCUGCACUUGUCAAUCGAGCUGUGACUCCUGUCAACAAGCCAUCUAUCCCAGCUGGCCCCGGCAAGACGUACUUUUACCGCGGAUGCUAUGACGAGUUGAAAGGCAUUAAUCAUACAGGUGGAAAAAACGCGCUCAACCACGACAUUACAUCUUCUCUCCCCUCGGUCACACUCGAGUCGUGUGUCGCCGGAUGCGCUGCAAAGAAUUACAAGCUCGCUGGUGUCAUGAACGGAAAAACAUGUGCAUGCGACAACGCUAUCUCCAGCAAGGCACCCAAACUGGACGACAAGGAAUGCUCGUUACCUUGCACGGGCAAUGCGGGUGAGAUUUGCGGAGGAGUAUGGCAUUAUAGCACUUACUACACCAACAAAUCUACACCGCUGCCAGUACCUACAUCACCCGCAACAGUUGGAAAAGGACCCGAUUCUUACGUUCAUCUCGGAUGUUUUGUCGACCGCGUCCAAUACCGCACCCUCGGUGGUGCGUCCUUCUCCUCGGCCAAUAUGACACCCACCGCUUGCACAAAGUUCUGCCGUGACCAAAAGUACCGCCUGGCAGGCGUAGAGCAUGGAAACGAGUGCUGGUGUGGUGUGCAUUUGGUCAGCCCCGAACUUGCCUCGCCGGCAUGUAGCGGCGAUUCGACCAGUGUCUGUGGAGACGACGACAGGAUCAAUGUCUAUGGAGCCGUUGACGAUCCAAAUGUAUUGGACCCAGCGAUUCUUGUGGGGACGAAUCUCCUCAACCAAUAUCUGAGCGUUGGGUGCUAUUCGGACAGCUACGAAAAGAGGCUAUUGGACGGUUAUAGUUUCGAGGCAGACGACAUGACUGCGACCAAAUGCGCCGUCAAUUGCUUUAGCAAAGACUACAAGUAUGCUGGAUUGGAGUUAGGCAAGCAGUGUUUCUGUGGAAAUACCGUCGACGAUUCGCAAGAGGUUGAUGGCUCGAAAUGCGACACUCCUUGCGCAGGCGACCGCGCGCACUCGUGCGGAGGCGGUCUCAGAGUGGAUCUAUACAAGAGCCUAUUGCUCUCCAUAUUCUGA
Molecule: messenger RNA, 1104 nt
Organism: Serendipita indica DSM 11827
Lineage: Eukaryota; Fungi; Basidiomycota; Agaricomycetes; Sebacinales; Serendipitaceae
Source: the annotation of a GenBank genome assembly